Kockovaella imperatae is the source of this 825-nucleotide messenger RNA. Its product is annotated as NADP-dependent oxidoreductase domain-containing protein. The record is from RefSeq and is a predicted model, not a curated record. Gene Ontology annotation, cellular component: cytosol. Bases 1 to 825 code for a protein of 274 amino acids. NCBI's taxonomy places the organism in Eukaryota, Fungi, Basidiomycota, Tremellomycetes, Tremellales, Cuniculitremaceae. The transcript has 8 exons. Gene Ontology annotation, molecular function: aldose reductase (NADPH) activity.
AUGUCGAUCCCUAGAGUCAAGCUCAAUGACGGGACCUCGAUCCCAGUUGUAGGCUUCGGGACGGGCUCCGCUUUCUAUCAAAAAGAAUGCCGUGAGGCCGUGGCGGGGGCUCUGGAAACGGGUUUCGAUUCGUUGGACCUGGCUCAGUCUUACGGUAAUUCAGAGUACGUCGGACAAGCCAUCAAGGAAUGGGGAGGGAAACGAGAGGAUCUAUACAUCUUGACAAAGUUCGUUAAACGCAAUGGAACUGUGGAUCCUCGCGGAUCUCUCCAGGACGAAUUGGAAAAGCUCGGAGUAGACCACGUCGACAUGUUCCUCAUCCACAAUCCUAAUGCGAUCGCCGACGUAUCCUACGCUGAUGUCUGGAAAACCAUGGAAGACCUAAAGAAGGAAGGCCUGACCAAGUCUAUCGGCGUUUCAAACUUUAUGCAAGAGCAUUUGGAGCAGCUGGAAAAGGUAUGGACGGUGCCUCCGGCGGUCAACCAGAUCCGGUAUAACCCCGCUCUGGCACUUACACCUGCCGUCGCCAAAGCCAAAGAAAUCAGCGAUAAACAUCACAUCCAUCUUCAGGCUUAUGGCCCUCUUGGAUCAUUAAAAGCACCAGGCGGCAACGAAGACGCUGUCGUUGAGAGGAUUGCCAAAGAAAAGGGGGCGACGCCCGCACAAGUCCUUUUGGCUUGGGCGGCACAGUAUGGAGGAGGUACAGUCGUGACCACCUCUCGAGAUGCUGAGCGACGAGGGCAGAUGCUAGAGGCGUUUACCAAAAUGUCUCCUUUGAGUGAGAAGGAGAUCCAGGAGAUCGCGAAAGCUGCAAAGAAGGAUUAG